Messenger RNA from Paracoccidioides lutzii Pb01, 1314 nucleotides. RefSeq lists its product as hypothetical. The transcript has 6 exons. The record is from RefSeq and is a predicted model, not a curated record. Bases 1 to 1314 code for a protein of 437 amino acids.
AUGUUCGGAGACUGCUCUGCGCUACAGACUUCUGGAGAACUUCUCCUGGCCAUCGCGAGUGUCCGAAACAAUGCGCUAUCGAAAGCUCGAAAGCAGCGCAUCGCCUUGGAAUUUGGCUAUAUAAACACUGUCCUCCACGACGCCCCGAAGCCUGGUCUGCAAGGGAAAAUGGAAAUAUUCAAUGAGACAAAAGAGCGGAGUUUUUCCGCCCAAGCCAUCCUCGAAACAAUGCACUACAUCUUCCAGAAACUCGAGGGGCAUGACUAUCCACAUAAUACACAUGUCCACGCCCACGAAACUACAAAGGAUGAGGUCCUGGCCGUCCAGCGCCAGCUCCUCCUUCACCCAGAAGACACUGCCAAAAUGAAAGGUUCCUGUCUGGUCUUCUCCAUCAGCCUGGGGGUGACUUUUAUCUUCGUCGAUUUGUCCACGUGCCCGGCUCUCCUCUCGCUACGAGUGCCAGGUUUUGCUCCUGAGCCUGACCUGGAUGAUGGCUGGCGGGUGCGCACGGGUGAAGAUUCUCCUUCUCCCUUUUGUGGCUGCAUGUAUUUUCCCCAGCCACAGGCGGAUUUCACAGAAGGACCAUAUAUCACGCGGCUGCGUGUGCGGGUUAUUGCAGCGGGGUUGGAGGAGGUUGCAUUGGCGAAGAUGAAGGCUACACCGGUCAUUCACAGCACAGAGUUUGAGGAGACUUCAGAAACAGGAAAAGGGGCAAUUCACAUGACAACGGAAAGUUCGGGUAUAUCUUCGCUGGAUUCGGAUGGAAUUCCGCUCUGCUUCCCGCGCUCCGCCCCCGCCAAUGUUUCCGCCUUGCGACGACCGAGAAUCCCGGGGAUUUGUGGACUUGUAAUCCAAUUUUACUCAAAUAGGGGCCGUACCUCCCUCACCACAGCUUUUAGUGGGACAACCUGGAAGCUGUGGUUUGAUCCGGCACUAAGUCGGAAACGAGCAUCGAGAACGGCCAAAUACCUCCAGGAAUACUUUUUCCGUAUUGUCACACCCAAAUCGCUCCAAAAUUUGUACAAAGUGAAUGAAUUAGAGCUAAAGAAGAAGCAGAACCAGCGGGAUAGACACGGGUGUAGAACUGUUCAAGAUCCCUCUAGAAUGUCAAGGGAGAUAUUCGAUGUAGAAAUUCAGCAGCUCCAACAACUUCGACCGGUAGUUUUCUCCAUCCACACCUCCAGCAAAUCAGGAGCUGCGACGGGCGACACGGACGAUAGGGUGGAGAAGGGAAAAGGGAAAAUGAGAAGAUCGUUCUUCGUCGGGAAUAUCGAGGUAGAGCGGUGCCCCAAGGCCCAAGCAAUGGCUGUUUGA